This is a messenger RNA of Suillus paluster, 456 nucleotides long. RefSeq lists its product as uncharacterized. The record is from RefSeq and is a predicted model, not a curated record. The transcript has 5 exons. NCBI's taxonomy places the organism in Eukaryota, Fungi, Basidiomycota, Agaricomycetes, Boletales, Suillaceae. The coding region runs from base 1 to 456 and encodes 151 amino acids.
AUGCUCAACUCAGAUACCAACUCACUUACUGUUACCUACUCAAUUCCAAAAUCCCGCACAAAGGAUAUCAUACUCGAGGGAGAAGAAGAUUAUGCAGAGAUGGUUGGGCAAGUACAAAGGAAGAAGAGUGCUGAGGGUACAUUAGUUCUUAUUGAGAACAAGGUGACCAUUUGGGAGAUAUCAAGCAGCAACUCACGAGAUGCAGAUGAAUCAAAUGACGAGGCAGAGCCACAGAGGCCAUGGAAACAACAAUCUCUGAAUGCACUAGAUUCAGAUGACAAUACAGAGCCACAAAAAAGGCAAAAAGUCCAUGAACCAACUGUCGAAGAGCAAGAACAGGAUAAGAUCAUCAAGAACCUACAAGACCACUACCACUGUGAAGAUAAAGCUUGCCCAUACAAUCAAUGCUGGUCUGCUGGCAUCAUUUACACCAUUGGGCAUCAUGCAAUAGUUUGA